AAAUAAAUCAUCUGAUUAAAAAAAAAAAAACAGAACAGGAUUUGAAUUUUUGUGUAGAGAUGUCGAGAUCCGACCUUGAUUUUGAUUCUCUAAGAGAGUUGCAUGAUUCAGUGAACAAUUUGCUUCACUCGCCGCGCACGAAGCUCGAGAUCAUCGACCACGGGCAGGAGAAAUGGGCGCACGAGGUGUCUGAGGCGGCGUUAAAAAUGGCGGACUCGUGCGCCGCCGCGAAGGACCUCCUCCUACUAGUGAAGGACCACCUCCACAACCUGCGAUCCGCCUUCCGCCGCAUCGCCGCCGAUCACAGCGGGAACCUAUUCGCCCCCUACCGCCUCCCACGGAAGCAGCUCAAAAAGGCGAUCCUGAAGAGAUUAGACUCUCUCAAGGGGGUGAAAAACACGCGCGCCGCCGCACUGCCGCCGCAGGAGGAUCAAAACCUAGUGGUGGUGGUCAAUUUGCUGACGGAAGUGAGAUCCACCACUUUGUCGAUGGUCCAAUCGCUGUUGUCGCUCAUCGCGUUGCCGAACCGGGAAGGGAAACCGGAUUUAGGGCGCAAGGAGCAGCAUGUAUUUAGGCUUAAACUGACGCGCGUGGAUAGCCUGGGUUUCUGGGAGAAAUGCGGCGCGUCGGAUGUACGAUCGGCGGCGAAAAGGCUGGAGAAUGGAAUGUAUUUCCAUGAUUCUUUGUUAGAAGAGGGCAAAAAUAUAUGUCUACUAUUAUUCGAAUAA
Erythranthe guttata (spotted monkey flower) is the source of this 728-nucleotide messenger RNA. Its product is annotated as DUF241 domain protein, putative (DUF241). Gene Ontology annotation, biological process: shoot system development; root development. NCBI's taxonomy places the organism in Eukaryota, Viridiplantae, Streptophyta, Magnoliopsida, Lamiales, Phrymaceae. The record is from RefSeq and is a predicted model, not a curated record.